UGUAGUUGUUUUCUAAAAUGGCGUCAGAUGGGGGAUUAAAAAUUGAAAAUCCCGGAGAAACGAUAGAUUCGUUAAAUAGAGAAGUCGAGAAUUUGAAAACGCGUUUAGAAGAAGAAAGAAAAAAACUGAAUGAUGUAUCUUUAUCUAAAGUAGCAGAGAGGCUAGAACCUAUUCAAAAUUUAAACAUUAAACCUCGAAGAGUGUUAAAAGGGCAUCAAGGAAAAGUGCUUUGUUCAGACUGGUCGCUGGAUAAAAGGCAUAUUGUGAGCUCUUCUCAGGAUGGUAAAAUGAUAAUUUGGGAUGCAUUUACCACAAACAAGGAACAUGCAAUUACAAUGCCAACAACAUGGGUUAUGGCAUGUGCAUAUGCUCCUUCUGGAAAUAUGGUGGCUUGUGGUGGUCUUGACAACAAAAUCACUGUAUACCCACUUAGUUUCGAAGAUGAUGUUUCAACUAAAAAGAAAGCUGUAGGAACUCAUACUAGUUAUAUGUCUUGCUGCCUUUUUCCAAAUUCUGACCAGCAGAUUUUGACUGGAAGUGGAGAUAGUACAUGUGCAUUAUGGGAUGUUGAAUGCACACAUUUAAUUCAAAGUUUUCAUGGCCAUACUGGAGAUGUUAUGGCUCUUGAUCUAUCACCUUCUGAAACAGGAAACAUUUUUGUUUCUGCUGGAUGUGAUCGGCAGGCACUUAUUUGGGAUAUGAGAACUGGCCAGUGUGUUCAGCAAUUUGAGGGACACGAAUCUGACAUCAAUUCUGUAAAAUUUUACCCCAGUGGAGAUGCCAUUGCUACAGGUUCUGAUGAUGCAACAUGCCGUUUAUUUGACUUGCGAGCUGAUAGAGAAGCAGCUGUUUAUUCAAAACAAAGUAUAAUAUUUGGUGUAAAUUCAGUCGAUUUUUCUGUGAGUGGUCGUUUAUUAUUUGCUGGUUAUAAUGACUACACGGUUAAUGUGUGGGACAGCCUAAAAUGUGUACGUCUUAGUAUUCUGUAUGGCCAUGAAAAUAGAGUUACAUGUUUGAAAGUCUCACCUGAUGGCACUGCUUUAUCCACUGGUAGCUGGGACUUCACAUUAAGGGUGUGGGCUUAAGCAUAUUCAGCAUUUGUCAUCAUAAAUGAGAACCAUGAGUUUUUCCUGAAAUGAGCUGCAGAUUUUAAGGACAGACUUCAGUUUUUGUUUUCUCCUUGUCUUUCUGUUGCAGCUAAAUAUGCCAGUUGCACCUUCAUGAAAGCUGCGAGAGAAUUUAGUCCUGGAGAAGCAGACCAGUCUGUGGUUGUUGAGUCAAAGUGAGAAUUCAGGUGAAGUGCUGAUUCUAGUCAUUUUUAAAAUUAAGAAUGGUAAUAUGAAUGUUAAGUCAUAAUUUGUAAGUGGCAUUUUGUGGAUGUACUAAAACUGUUUUGCCUGAAUUAUGUGAUAAGCCUUCAAGUACCAAAUAGUUUGGUGUGGAAAAAAAAUUAUUUAGCAUUUUUUACAUACUCAACUUGAAGAUGCUUGGAAAAUCUGCAUAGCUAUCAUUUGAAUGUUUGAAGAAAUAUAUAAAGGACUUAUGGGCUAAAUUGCGUAUAUUUAUUUGUCACAAGAAGCAUCAUUGGUGAAGUGUAGAUUUUUAUUAAGAGUGGCUACUUUUUUUUUUUUUUUUUAUUUUAUUUUUUUUAGGAUGAAUUGGGUGUACUCUCAAAAUAUGGAAUUUUGUGAUUAUAAAAACAAGUGUAACUAGAGGAUAAAAAUAAAUCGAUUAAUUUCAUUUGUGUUUAGAACUAAAUUUUACUAUCACUUUUAAGUGAUAGAACUUUCUUCCGGAGUUAAUUUUUUUUUUUUUUUUUGUUCCUCUCUCCGAGGUGACCAGUCUUGUUUAUAUCAGAUUAACCUAUUAUUAUGAUCACAAACUGAAUGCAUUACAAUUUUAAAAAGUUUAUUCUGUGCUAAUGUGCAUAUCUCAUGACAUUUAAUUUUAAAUGUUUUUAUCCUACAUACAAUAAAGUGUAUAUGAUGAUAACAAAAGUAAAUGCAAUUUAUAUUGCAUUUACUUUCAUUAUCAUCAUAAAAAGUGUUAUAUUAAUGUAGUAUUAUUGUUUAUUUAUAUUGAUAUUAUGAAAUAGUCAUUAAUUUUAUGUAAAGUCUUCAUUCUUCAAAUGUUUAGUAAUAAUUUGUUUUAAAUAUUAUUGGAUUAAAAGAAAAACCGGUGCUGUGUUUAGUUAAAAUUAAGUUUUUCAUUGAAAGAGCAGAAUCUUAUAUGUUAUUUAGAUCAGGAUUUGUAAUUGUUAAUUGAUAAUUAUCAGAAGUCUAUUUGUAGUGCUUGUAUAAUUAUUAUUAUUACAGUAAUAUUUUGAAAUAUUCAAGUUUCAGUUGAAAUAUUCUCUACAUUGCACUUUAUUUUUUUCCUCUAAAAAGCCCUCAGAUAUUAAAAAAAUAUAAAUUCAUUCAUUUUUAGUUUCAUAUAUCUGUUAAAAUUGAACAUUUCAGCACUUUCUAUAAAAUAUUUAAAGUUAGUCAAGGUAAAAAUUAUUGUUAUUAUUUCAGUUU
Molecule: messenger RNA, 2519 nt
Organism: Stegodyphus dumicola
Lineage: Eukaryota; Metazoa; Arthropoda; Arachnida; Araneae; Eresidae
Gene: Gbeta5
Product: guanine nucleotide-binding protein subunit beta-5
Biological process (GO): signal transduction
Molecular function (GO): protein binding
Source: RefSeq, a predicted model, not a curated record